AUGGGGGCAUGCAUGACGUUGUCGACGUGCUCACCGGAGGCGGCUGAAGGCACGCAUGUGUUCGACAUCUUGGGUUACAGCAAGCACAUGGGCAUGGGGCAAGACCCCGGUAGCUACAUACAAUCAGGGGUUUUCGCUGUCGGCGGCCACAACUGGGCGAUCCGCUUCUAUCCUGAUGGGUAUAAAAGCGAGAAUCGAGAUUACAUCACAAUUUUUCUCCAGCUUAUGAGCAAGAGCACUAAAGUCCGGGCCUCUUGUGACCUAAGGCUGGUCGACCAGUGCACCGGAUUACGGUCUUCCGUGAUCAAAACAGGGCCUAGGAUUUUCAAUUCCGACGAUUCCAGUCGGUUUGCUCCGGGGACUGCUCAGUUCAAAAAGCGAAGCGAGAUCGAGGGAUCCGCAUACCUUAAGGAUGAUCGCCUGAUGAUUGAAUGUAUUGUCACUGUUUUCGAGAAGCCACGUGUUACCAAAACCACCGAAGCCAAAUCGCCACCCAAAAUAGACAGACCACCAUCUGACAUGGCUAAGCAUGUUGGCAAGCUGCUGGAAGAAAAGGAGGGAUUGGAUGUCAGUUUCAUUGUUGGAGGAGAGACCAUUGAAGCGCAUAGGCUCGUUCUCGCUAUGCGGUCGCCUGUUCUUAAAGCGGAGCUCUACGGGCCAAUGAGGGAGGCGAGGGCGGGGCAGUGCAUUACCGUCAAGGAUAUGCAGCCAUCCAUCUUCAGGGCCCUGCUCCAUUUCAUCUAUACCGAUUCUUUGCCUGGCCAUGAGGACUUCGAGGGAGAAGAGAAUAUUGAGAUAAUCCGGCUAUUACUGGUGGCUGCGGACAGAUAUGCCAUGGAGAGGCUCAAGAUGGUUUGCCAAAGCAUCCUUUGUGAGGAUCUGAGUGUGGACACCGUGGCAACCACAUUGGCUUUAGCUGACCAAUAUAACUGUGAUAAGCUUAAGGACGCUUGCCUUGAAUUUAUCAAAAUAUCAGAUGAUAACGCUAUGGACGCCGUGGUGGCAACCCAAGGCUUCAAAGAUCUCAAAAUGACUUGCCCAUCUCUCAUAGUGGAUGCACUGGAGAAUAGAAGAAAGCUUCGUAAAGCAUGA
Triticum turgidum subsp. durum (durum wheat) is the source of this 1092-nucleotide messenger RNA. The record is from the annotation of a GenBank genome assembly. NCBI's taxonomy places the organism in Eukaryota, Viridiplantae, Streptophyta, Magnoliopsida, Poales, Poaceae.